Phyllostomus discolor (pale spear-nosed bat) is the source of this 5471-nucleotide messenger RNA. RefSeq names its product UPF0428 protein CXorf56-like. Bases 249 to 917 code for a protein of 222 amino acids. The record is from RefSeq and is a predicted model, not a curated record. NCBI's taxonomy places the organism in Eukaryota, Metazoa, Chordata, Mammalia, Chiroptera, Phyllostomidae. The transcript is spliced from 2 exons.
CCGUUUGUGAGACGAGAGAACCGAACCGGGAGGGUGGAGAAGACUGGAAUUUGGAUUUGGCAGGAGGAAGGUGGACACUCAGAACUGCAUCCCAGUGGGGUCAGGAAGACCUGGAUUCCUAAUCUAAGACGUAUCUGUUUGCCCCCUUCUUCACGCUUUGAUUCCCACCUUCAAUUAGAAGUGAGUCAUCUGGAUUUCUGCGUGACUCCUUAUUUUAGUGUUGAGAUUGUGGGCUUACCCUAUGAACUAUGCCUAAAAUUGUGUCCAGGUCCGUUGUCUGCUCCUACACACGGGACCGGGAGGAAUAUGAGGACAGUGAGAAGCCCCUCCACAUCUACUACUGUUUGUGUGGCCAGAUGGUUCUGGUGCUGGACUGUCAGUUGGAGAAAUUGCCCAUGAGGCCCCGGGAUCGGUCCCGGGUGAUUGAUGCUGCCAAACAUGCCCACAAGUUUUGUAACACAGAAGACCAGGAGACUAUGUAUGUUCGCAGGCCCGAAGGCAUUGAACGUCAGUACAGGAAGAAGUGUGUGAAGUGUGGACUGCCACUCUUCUACCAGUCCCAGCCAAAGAACGCUCCCGUGACCUUCGUUGUGGAUGGAGCAGUAGUCAAGUUCGGCCAGGGUUUUGGGAAAAUGAAUAUAUAUACUCAGAAGCAAGAGCCUCCUAAGAAGGUGAUGGUGACCAAACGGACCAAAGACAUGGGCAAGUUCAGCUCUGUCACUGUGUCUACUAUUGAUGAAGAGGAAGAGGAGAUUGAGGCUAGGGAAGUUGCUGACUCAUAUGCACAGAAUGCCAAAGUGAUUGAAAAACAGCUAGAGCGCAAAGGCAUGAGCAAAAGGCAGCUGCAAGAGAUGGCUGAACUGGAAGCCAAAAAAGUGAAGAUGAAGGGGACAUUGAUUGACAACCAGUUUAAAUGAUCAGGAUCUUCUUUGAACCCAGGCUAGAGGCAAGUAUUUAGACCAGAGGCCAAAAAAUUUUCUUGACUGCAGGGACUGGUUCCUGCCUUUAUGCCCCAGCAGAAUGCUUUAUGCUGCUUCCUACAUUCAGGUGGUCUUGGAAUCCAUCUGACCUGCUUUCUACAAAUGGAUUUUUAAAAUAUAUGGGUCUUCUGUAGGAUUUUUGUGUCCAUUUGAUGUCAACUUCUUUAAUUGUGAAGAAACUCUAUGAAUAGAUUAGUGCUUAAGUGUCUUUAGUUUCCAAAGUAGCUGUUCUUUAAUAAAAUGUUUAAAGAUUUUUGAAAAAAAAGGUGGAUCUUAGUUGUUUUUGUUGUUUUUCCUCUCCAUCUCUAUUCCAGGCUAUAUUCAUAUUAUUUUGUUCUGAAGAAUGACCAUUCUUCAUUAAAGUUUUUAUUCAUCUCUGAAAAAUGAAUGUUACGACUUUGGGAAAUUGUGGGAUCAUUUUUUAUAUGAGUAUCAUGUCAACUUAAAAAAACCAAAAAACAAAAAACAACGGAACCAGUGCCAGAAAACCCAAGGGAGAUAAUCAAUUCUCUGUCCUUUUCUUUUUGGAUCAACCAUUAACAUCUGAUCCACCUAACUAUGCAGAUCCCGGCUCCUGGGGUCUGCGGCAUUGUGGGUGAGAUGAGACAAAUUCACACGGACUACUGAGUCCUGUCGAGGAAAAGGAAUGGCGAGGCCACUCUCUCAAGGGGAGAGUGCCUCGACCCUUGCCUUGACAAGCUUUUAUUGGGUUCAAUUUGCAUAGGAAUACAGGGUGUAUAUGUAAAGCUCAUCAAUCAUUGUCAGGCAGAAAUGAUUUAAACAAUAGAUAACAUUCAAAGAACUCUGAGGGCUUGUUCUGAGUCAGGGUCAGAUAAUUAAAGGGCAUAAAACUUUGAGGAACAAACUCCCUUCCUGCUUGGACCCUUAUCAUUUAAAUUGAGGGUAUUAGCAAAGUAGGUUUUAUAGGAUUUUAUGCAUUCUUUUUUAGGCCUGAUGCCCUAGGGAACCUUCCCUUUCCACCACAGGGCUGCACCACCCUCCUGCAUUGUUUCAGGCUUAAGUCAGGCAGGGGAAGUAAGGCAGCCAAGAGAUUAGGAGACUUCUUGCAGACAGAAUGAGGACUCAGGCUAUAUCAAAGCCGAGGGGUGAGAAUCCAUCACCCCCUUACUCUGUAUCUCCCCAAGUCCUUCCCUGAGGGCCCCUUCACAGCCAUGCCUGUCUUAGGUCAUCCCUCUUUUGAGGAAUCUUACCCAUCAUUGGCUGACCAGUCAUCCACCGAGGAGCCAAGCAGGGUGAAGAGGAAGGAGGCAGAGGUGGUGCCCCUAAAAGGCAGAUAAGCUUUGUCUCCUAAGUGGCUUAUGGUCCCAAGGUCCUUUACUCAGCCUUAGCCAUGGGGGAUUACAGCUCCUGAAACCAGGCAGGGUGGUUCCCAACACUUAACCACUCUCUUCUUGAAAUAGUGUUUUCAACUGGCUUCUAAAAUAGUAUAUGCUCUGCAUUUUCCUUCUUCCUUACCCUUCUGUAGUAGCCACUCCUCAAGUUUGUUUUUUUUGUAUUGGUUCCCAGUUCCAUUCUCCAGCCUCUGUGGGAAAGUGCCUCUGGCCUUGAUCUAACCAGCUUUUCCACCUUGUCCAGUUUUACCUGUUUAAAUACCAUGUCUAGCUUGUAGUUUCCUAAAUUUGUAUUUCUAGCCUUGAUCCCUCUUGAGCUCUAGUACCAUGUAUCAAACUGCCUACUGGCUAUCUCUAAUUGUCCACAGUAGGCAUCUCAAAGAUAAAAUGUCCCACAGAACUCCAUUCUUGCCCCACCCACUAGCUUCUCCUUAACUUUUCCCCAUCUCAGUUAAUGACACUUUUUAAAGUUUAUUGGGGUGACAUUGGUUUCAAAUGUAUAUUGCGUUGUGUGCCUACCACCCAAAGAUAAAUCAUAUUCCAUCAUCAUAUAUUUUGUCCCCUUUACUCUUUACUACCCUCCACCUCCUUCCCUCUGGUAACAAGACUGUUGUGUCUGUGAGUUUCAGUUUUAUAUCCCAUAUAUGAGAGAAAUUGUGGUUCUUAGCUUUUUCUGACUUAGCAUCAUAUUCUCAGUGUCCAUCCAUGUUGUCACGAAGGACAGUAUUUUAUCUUUAUUUAUGGCUGAGUAGUAUUCCACAGUAAAAAUGUACCACAUUUUUAUCCAAUCAUCUGUCAAAGAACACUUUGGUUGUUUCCAUGUCUUGGCCCCUGUGAAUAAUGCUGCAAUAAACACAGGGGUGCAUAUGUCUUUGCAAAUAAAUGUUUUCAAGUUUUCUGAGUAGAUAGCCAGAAAAGGGAUUGCUGGAUCAUAUGGUAACUCUAUUCUUAAUUUUUUGAGGAAUGCCAUACUGUUUUCCAUAGUGGCUGUACCAGUUUACAUUACUCCCAGCAGUGAAUGAGGGUACCUUUUUGUCCACAUCUCCAACCCUUGUCACAUGUCUUGCUGAUAGUAGCCAUUCUAAUAGGUGUGAGGUGGUAUCUUAUUGUAGUUUUGAUUUGCAUUUCCCUAAUAGCUAGUGAAAUGGAGCAUCUUUUCAUAUAUCUAUUGGCCAUUUGUAUGUCAUCUUGGGAGAAGUGUUCAGGUUCUCUGCCCACUUUUUUAAAUUGGACCGUUUGGUGUUCAGUUAUAUGAGUUCUUUGGACAUUAACCCCUUGUCAGAGCUAAUGUUUGCAAAUAUCAUCUCUCAUUUGAUUGGUUCCUUUUUAGUUAAUGAUACUUUAAUCCACCCUGCCAUCAGACAAAAACCCUGGGAGUCACAAUUACUCUUUUCACGCUGCACAUCCAGUCUGUCAGCAAGUCUUGUCUGAUCUGUCUCCAGAAUAUACAUUCUCAACUGGAUUACCUCUCAGCACCUCUACUGCCCCUACCCUAGUGCACUCUACGUGAUCUCACUCCCCAGCUACUGCCGUAACCUCCUCAGUGGGCUUCCUGCUUCUCCUCUUGUUCCAAGUAGGACACGAGUGUUUUUUUAAAAAAAAUGCAUAUCAGAAAAUGUCAUUCAUUUGCUUAAAUACCCUCUUGUUGCACUUAGAAUAAAAUCCACACUCCUUUCCAUGGCCUACAAGGCUUAAUGUAACCUAUCCCCUACCAUCUCUCCCGGUUCUGACUUUCCCGUUUCGUAUGUAUCAGGAUUUACCGCACACACGUACCCGCUCCGGGGCUCUUCUCACAUUGCUCAGGCCUUUGCCUGGCUGCCUUCUCACCAUCCAGACCUCAGCCCAGUAAUCACAUCCUUGUCACAUUCCUGAACAAGAUUUAUUAACACUCUCUACCCAUUACUAUGUUUCAUUUUCUUCAUAGCAUUGAAACUAUUUGAAACUUACACGUUAUUUGUCUAUUAUCUACUGCUUGUUCUACCCACCUUCCCACCAAUGUAAGCUCCAUGAAAGUAAGGAAUUAAUUUUUGUUUGCCAUAUAGAGGUGCUCAAUAAGUACUUAUUGAGUAUCCUAAAUUGCAAUUUUGCUGAAGUGUCAAAUGCUUCAAAUUUCACAGGAUUUGGACACAUCAUGAUGUAGAAUGGCUAAUCAUCCCAGGUUGGCAGGAACUGAGUUUACUGGGAUACAGAACUUUACAGACUAAAACCAGGAAAGUUCUGGAUAAACCAAGAUAAGUUAGUUGCUCAACCUUAAGAUAUGUCACCAUUUCAACAAACUGUGACAGUAACAAAAUAUUGUCAAUAGGUUCUGCAACUUUAAGCAAAAUGAUAUAUAAUGAAACCAAUUUUACCAUAGGAUAAUUGAUACAAACAAGAGUUAAGUUCCUAUAGUAUCUCAUCAACACUGUAGUGAAAUGACAUUGAAUGAAAUGUUAUUCAAAGACCUGUUUACUUUAAUAUACCAGUGUACAAUGUGGCUCUAAGAGGCAAUUAAAACAUGAAAUAUUUCCAAAACUUACUUGACCAUGAAACCCUUCUGUAGUAUUUCCAUGGAAGCCAUUUUGUGAAACUCUUCUGUUCCAACUUUAUUCUCUAACCAAACUCAUUUCUGUCAUCAUCUGAACUUGUUUUGCUUUCCUGCUUUUAUGUAAAGUUUUAUGAAAUGUCAAAGAGGCAGUCCUAGUGCUACAGCACUGUUUGGUAAAGGCACUAUUCCAUCUUAUAAAAUUUAAGUUGGAUUAUGAGUUCAUAAGUCAUAACCGAAGGCACUAUAAAAGUGGAUUGUGAAACCCACUAUGAGUGUUUGAGUCAUAUUAGAAGAUACAGAAACGAGUUUUUAAAUAAAACAAUUUAAUACUGCUAGAUGAUAUGAGGGGCAGGGACUCCCUGGCCCCCUACCACCACACACGACGCGACUGAGCAAGGACAGGAGGUGUGAGCAUUGUGGUCAGCAGGCCAGUGGUGACAGGUAACCUUUUCUCCUUUCCUUCUUCUGCAUGACAACUCACUCCCAAGUCAUCUUUGGGAACUAAAAGAAGGAAGCUGCUCCUCCAUCCUGGUUCUAGUGAGUCACUCCGAGGCUGAAAGGACUACAGACAGGGAGCUUGCAUUCACAACCUUGCCAAAGGGAGAAUAACAA